This is a messenger RNA of Lobosporangium transversale, 879 nucleotides long. RefSeq lists its product as hypothetical. The record is from RefSeq and is a predicted model, not a curated record. The transcript has 3 exons. Bases 1 to 879 code for a protein of 292 amino acids. Gene Ontology annotation, molecular function: FMN adenylyltransferase activity. Lineage: Eukaryota; Fungi; Mortierellomycota; Mortierellomycetes; Mortierellales; Mortierellaceae. Gene Ontology annotation, biological process: FAD biosynthetic process.
AUGCGCGAGCGGGAUUACCAGUGUUGGAAAAGUGUCCGCCAUGCAGUACAGGUUAUCGAAGAAGCUUUGAGGUUAUAUGGACCUCAGAGCAUCUCACUGUCGUUCAAUGGUGGCAAGGAUUGCACUGUCAUACUUCAUCUUUAUAUAGCCGUCUUGUACAAAGUGCAAGGAGCCCAGAUGAGUCAAAGCCCUGUUCAGUCAUCAUUGCCAGAUGCCUCCACUCGGAUCCAGCUUCACUCUCCCAUCCCUUCCAUCUAUGUCACUCACAAGAACCCCUUUGGUCAAGUAGAGCGAUUUGUUGAUGAUGAAGUUGAACGGUACAAUCUGGAUCUUGUCAGGAUAGCUGGCCCAAUGAAGAGGGCAUUGGAAGAAUAUCAUGAAUUAAAAGGAGAGAUUGAGGCCAUCAUGGUCGGAACACGACGUGAUGAUCCUCAUGGAGGACCUUUGAAAGCUUUCACACCGACAGACCCAUCAUGGCCUCCAUUUAUGAGAAUCCAUCCUAUAUUGGACUGGACAUACCAUGACAUCUGGACUUUCCUCAGAGCAAUCAAUAUUCCAUAUUGUGGGCUUUAUGAUCUCGGUUAUACAUCUCUUGGGGGACGGGACGAUACUUUUCCUAACCCACAGCUGAAAAGGCUAAGCAUUGGCCCCUUUUUCGACAUCCCAGCCGCACAACGUACGCAUGCUCACGCUGUAAGAAAGAUAGAUACUCAUGAAUUUGACAACCACAGUCAAGGAGACGACUGUAAAAAAUCUCAGAUAUUGGAUCAAUUAUGCCAAGUUGGUAAAGAGCUUGAUCAGUUGGAAGAGGCGUUUCUGUUUGGACCUGCAUGGAAACUCGUAGAAGGAGAAAGCGAACGCUGUGGUAGAGCCAAGUAA